This is a messenger RNA of Paramecium tetraurelia, 820 nucleotides long. RefSeq lists its product as uncharacterized. Gene Ontology annotation, molecular function: diphthine-ammonia ligase activity. Gene Ontology annotation, biological process: protein histidyl modification to diphthamide. The transcript is spliced from 5 exons. The record is from RefSeq and is a predicted model, not a curated record. Lineage: Eukaryota; Ciliophora; Oligohymenophorea; Peniculida; Parameciidae.
AUGAAAUUUUUAGCUCUCAUCUCAGGAGGCAAAGAUUCUGUUUAUAAUAUCAUUAGAUGCGUCCAAGAAGGUCACGAACUUGUCCUAUUAGUAAAUCUAUAUCCCAAAUAAAUCGGAAUUGAAUCCGAUAGCUUCAUGUAUCAGAGUGUUGGCACUAAUGCAAUCCAAGCUAUUGCUUAAGCCAUGGACAAACCAUUAAUGACUAGAGAAAUAUCAGGAACACCUAAAAUUACUAAUUUAGAUUAUCAAAGCAAAGAAGAAGAAAGAAUAGGAGAUGAAGUGGAAGAUCUCUAUCUCGUUUUAAAAGAAGCCCUCACCUAAUACCCUGAUAUCAAGGGAGUCAGUUCUGGAGCCAUUGCUUCCACCUAUCAGAAAUUAAGAGUUGAAGAUUGUUGUAAUCGUUUAGGCUUAGCAUCUCUUGCUUACUUAUGGAAUCAGGAUUAGUUCUCUUUGUUGGAUUAAAUGCUACACAAUAAUAUGAACAUCAUUCUUAUUAAAAUUGCAGCCAUGGGUUUGACUCAAAAGCAUUUAGGCAAAACUAUUCAAGAAUUAUAUGAUUAUUUCAAAGAAAUAAAUAAAAAAUUUGGUUUCCAUCCUUGUGGAGAAGGUGGAGAAUUCGAAAGUUUUGUACUCGAUUGUCCACUUUAUAAAAAAAGAAUACAAAUCAAUGAAACUGAAGUUAUAUGCCAUGAAGAAAACUCCUUUGCUCCAGUCUAUUAUCUUUUAAUCAAAAAGUAUGAAUUGAUUGAAAAAAAUUGAGUCUUGAUGAAUUUGUAUUUAAUUAUUCAUUAUUAUACCUAUGAAUUAUACAUUAGCUUAA